Pleuronectes platessa (European plaice) is the source of this 739-nucleotide messenger RNA. RefSeq names its product serine/threonine/tyrosine interacting-like 1 (gene styxl1). The record is from RefSeq and is a predicted model, not a curated record. Gene Ontology annotation, molecular function: pseudophosphatase activity; protein phosphatase binding; protein tyrosine/serine/threonine phosphatase activity. Gene Ontology annotation, cellular component: mitochondrion. Gene Ontology annotation, biological process: negative regulation of cytoplasmic stress granule assembly; dephosphorylation; positive regulation of intrinsic apoptotic signaling pathway. Lineage: Eukaryota; Metazoa; Chordata; Actinopteri; Pleuronectiformes; Pleuronectidae.
AUGGCCAAAGUCAGGACGUGUGAACCGUUUGAGCUUUACAACGUCCUCAAACAGUGCGGCUGUGUUUCGAGUCUGGCAGACAUUAACUAGCUCUGUUUGGUUGAUGCUCGUGAAAUUCAAGAUUACAACACGAGUCACAUCAUAAUAUGGAAGGAUUCAGAUGGUAAAUUCCUCCUGCCAGUGGCUGCGGAGGUUGACAGUAUGCAGCAUGUGGACGUCUACGACAGCACCACACACUGUUUGCAUGAAAAAGGCAGAGCAGCUGAAUGUGCUCGUCCUAAAGCAAGUCUCUGUCCGGUCCACAUACUGAGUGAAGGCUUUCAGAGGUUCUCAGCUCUGUACCUGUUCUUAAGGACGGAGAAAAUGAUGUACACCAUUAUGGAGCUUGAAAACAUGAAACCACUAGAAAUUGUAGCAGGACUUCUGCUCUCUGAUUUGUAUUCAAGUUUUGAAGGGAUUUGCAAUUUUAUUGGGUCACACAUUAACAUGGACUCUCGUGUCCUGGAAGUUUCCAGACAGGGCAGAAGCCGCUGCAGCACCGUUAUCAUUAUCUUUUUCAUGCAUCACUUCAAAUACACACUGAAGGAGGCCUGGAAGUAUCUUCUGAAAUGUAAACCCAUCAUGAGGCCAAACACAGGCUUUCUAAAGCAGCUGUCUGACUGGGAGCUUCACAUCAUGGGAACUAAAGUGACUGAUAUCUCUGAACCUCAUUUUUAACUAGGGAAUGUGACUAGUUUAU